Malurus melanocephalus (red-backed fairy wren) is the source of this 2549-nucleotide messenger RNA. It is a transcript of the gene PLPPR3, whose product is annotated as phospholipid phosphatase related 3. Gene Ontology annotation, biological process: phospholipid dephosphorylation; signal transduction; phospholipid metabolic process. Lineage: Eukaryota; Metazoa; Chordata; Aves; Passeriformes; Maluridae. The coding region runs from base 123 to 2204 and encodes 693 amino acids. The record is from RefSeq and is a predicted model, not a curated record. Gene Ontology annotation, molecular function: phosphatidate phosphatase activity. The transcript is spliced from 7 exons.
UCAGGGAUUGGAGGGGUGACCAAGGGUGACCGGUGCUGCCCAUUCCCCUGCCAUGUGGUGACACUCGUGUCCCCACAGGGURGUGGCACAGCCCGGUGGGACCCCCACGCCCGCCCAGGACCAUGAUCCCCCCAAAGGAGAAAGCCCGCGUCCCCAAGGACAGCAUGACACUCCUGCCCUGCUUCUACUUCGUGGAGCUGCCCAUCGUGGCCUCCUCCAUCGUGACGCUCUAUUUCCUGGAGCUGACGGAUCUCUUCAAGCCGGCCAAGGUGGGCUUCCAGUGCCAUGACCGGGCGCUCUCCAUGCCCUACGUGGAGACCAACGAGGAGCUGAUCCCGCUGCUGAUGCUGCUCAGCCUGGCCUUCGCCGCGCCCGCCGCCUCGAUCAUGGUCGGGGAGGGCAUGGUGUACUGCCUGCAGUCGCGUCUCAAGGGUCGCGCCGGUGCCGAGGGCAGCAUCAACGCCGGYGGCUGCAACUUCAACUCCUUCCUGCGCCGCACCGUCAGGUUUGUGGGYGUUCACGUGUUUGGGCUCUGUGCCACAGCCCUGGUGACGGACGUCAUCCAGCUGGCCACUGGCUACCACGCUCCCUUCUUCCUGACUGUCUGCAAGCCCAACUACACCCUGCUGGGCACCCCCUGCGACGCCAACCCCUACAUCACACAGGACAUCUGCUCGGGCACYGACAAGCACGCCAUCCUCUCUGCCAGGAAGACCUUCCCAUCUCAGCACGCGACGCUCUCGGCUUUCGCUGCCGUCUACGUGUCGAUGUAUUUCAACUCCAUCAUCUCAGACAGCACCAAACUCCUCAAGCCCAUCCUGGUGUUCGCCUUCGCCAUCGCUGCUGGCAUCUGCGGCCUGACCCAGAUCACCCAGUACCGCAGCCACCCCGCCGACGUCUACGUGGGCUUCCUGAUCGGCUCCGGCAUCGCCGCCUACCUGGCUUUCCACGCUGUCGGCAACUUCCGUGCCCCGACGGAGCGGAUCCCGACGCAGGCGCCAGCCAAGGACGCGCUGCGGGCGCUGACGCAGCGGGGCCACGACUCYGUGUACCACCAGAACAAAUCGGUGAGCACGGACGAGCUGAACCCGCAGGCRCGGCUGGAGGAGGCGGCGCGGCCGGUGCAGCGCGAGAAGAACUCSCUGGGCAGCCUGAAGCGGGCCAGCGUGGACGUGGACCUGCUAGCCCCGCGCAGCCCCAUGGGCAAGGAGAACAUGGUGACCUUCAGCAACACCCUGCCCCGCGUCAACACSCCGUCCAUGGACGACCCCGCGCGGCGCCACAUGACCAUCCAUGUGCCCGUGGACGCCUCCCGCUCCAAGCAGCUCAUCACCGAGUGGAAGCAGAAGUCGCUGGAGGGCCGGAGCAUGACGCUGGCCGAGGAGGCGGCGCAGGGCCGGGGAGUGGGGGAGCCCAGCGAGGAGGUGCCGCCCUCCCUGUACCCCACGGUGCAGGCGCGCUCGGCCGACAGGGCGGCCGUGGGGCCACGCGUGCUGAUCCAGCCCCGGCCGGGCGCCUCGCAGCUGGUGCACAUCCCCGAGGAGAGCCAGGCGGGCGCCGGGGCCGCGGCCGGAGCCGGGGCGGCCGUGCGGGCCAAGUGGGUGAUGGUGGCGGAGAAGGGGGGAGCGCAGAGGGUGGCCAACCCCCCGCGCCUGAUGCAGGUCAUCGCCAUGUCCAAGCAGCAGGGCCUCGUCUCCGUCACCCCCAAGCACUCGGARACGUCGUCGUCCUCCACCAGCUCUGACUCCUCGCAGUACCGCUCGCCCUCGGAGCGGGACAGCUCCAGCAUCAUCACCAUUGACGCGCACGCCCCUCACCACCCUGUUGUCCACCUCUCUGCCGGCAAYGGGCCCUGGGAGUGGAAGUCGGGGCCGAAGGGGCCGGAGGGGYCAGACACCUACGAGCUGGGUGAGGUGGGGAAGGAUUUCCACGGCUUCCGCCCAGCCAAGAGCGCCGGCGUCUCCCCUGGCUCCUCGGUCAGUGACAUGGAGCAGGACGAGCCGCGCUACGGCAGCCUGGCCGCCAUCCCGGGGGCAGCUGGGGGUGCUGGGGAGCGGGUGGAAGCCCCCCCCGAGGGGCUACUGGCCACAGCCAGCCGMGAUUCCACGCUGCGGAGGAAGCCGGCCGAGCGGGACGGGGCGGCCGACAGCGAGGUGGACCUGUACUACAAGAARAUGCAGGCAGGGCGCAGGUUUAAGGACUGAGCCCCGGUGCCUUCCCCGCACCCCUGCUUGGCUCGGGGGGUUCUGCCAUGCCAGGGCCCCUCUGCGGGGGAUGGAAGGACAGGGAUGGCUUUGCCUUCGAGCAGCGCGGCCACGCUGGUCCUGAGCCAGCCGAGACCUCUGUGGGACCCCCGGAGUGGGACCCUGCUCCCUCCUGGGCAGCUGGUGGGGCUCUGCUCCCCUCACAGGCUGUGGGGCUGGGCAGCUCCAAGCACUUUUGACUUUUUUUUUUUUUUUCCUCUCUAACACUGGUGCUGACAUUUCCGAAGGGUGAUUUUAUUCCGGCGCUGGAAGUGGAUGUCUGUAGGGGGGUGGGGAGGGAYAAAU